CGCCCUCAGGCGGGACGGGGGCGGAGGCGAAGCGCGGUGCGUGCGCUGUGUCCCGUGUCACCGUCUCGGUGUCUGUGGGUGGAGGCCUUGCCGUCGGGAUCCCGGCAUGAGCCGCGCCUGGCGGGCACUCCGCGCUUUGCGGCAGCGCCUCGUGGGGCCCACCAAGGAGCUGGUGGGCACCGACCAGUUUGGCAACAAGUACUACCGGGUGCCCAAGCACGAGAGGCGGGCAGGGCAGAUUGUACCAGAAAGAAGAUUUGUAGAAGCAGUUAAUCGUGAAGCAUAUCAGUAUCAAAUUGGUGACUUUCCUGCAGAAUGGGAAGCAUGGAUAAGAAAAAAGAGAGAAGAUCCACCCACCAUUGAGGAGAUUCUUAGCAAUGAAAAUUAUAGAGAAGAAAUGAAACAGAAAGUCAAGGAUGUAUCUGAAAAGGAUAAGCUGCUUCAGGCCAAGGAAUAUGAGGAAGGACUUGUUGCUGAACCAAGUCAUACUCAGGUCAAAGGCCACGCAUCUGCCCCUUACUAUGGAAAGAAGGAGCCCUCACAAGACCCCACAAGCACUGCUAAUACCUUCCAGCCAGGGGCCUGGAUGCCACCAGGCACUGGUAGUAGUCAAAAUAAAUAAGCAAUUUAAUGGACAGAAUACUGCUAAUGGAUAAAUAUUUUAACAGAGAACAUACACAGCUGUUAUAUACAAAAGUGCAAUAAAGUAGUAUUAAAGCA
This is a messenger RNA of Corvus hawaiiensis (hawaiian crow), 720 nucleotides long. It is a transcript of the gene NDUFAF2, whose product is annotated as NADH:ubiquinone oxidoreductase complex assembly factor 2. Gene Ontology annotation, biological process: mitochondrial respiratory chain complex I assembly. The coding region runs from base 107 to 622 and encodes 171 amino acids. The transcript has 4 exons. The record is from RefSeq and is a predicted model, not a curated record. Lineage: Eukaryota; Metazoa; Chordata; Aves; Passeriformes; Corvidae. Gene Ontology annotation, cellular component: membrane.